Molecule: messenger RNA, 513 nt
Organism: Rhagoletis zephyria (snowberry fruit fly)
Lineage: Eukaryota; Metazoa; Arthropoda; Insecta; Diptera; Tephritidae
Product: histone-lysine N-methyltransferase SETMAR-like
Source: RefSeq, a predicted model, not a curated record
AUGGAGAAAAUUGGUCAUCGUUAUGUGAUACAAUACUUUUAUUUGAAAGGCCUCAGCCCAUCCAAUAUAAAAGCUGAAAUAGAUUCUACUUUGGGCGGGUCUGCCCCUUCGUUUACAACAAUAAAAUAUUGGGUAGCAGAGUUUAAACGAGGCCGUACGAGCUGCCAAGAAGAGCAUCGCAGGGGUCAACCAAAUGAGGUAACGACUCCAGAAAUGGUGAAGAAAAUCCAGAAAGCGGUAAUGGAUGAUCGUCGACUGAAAGUGUGCGAGCUAGCAGAUAUAGUAGGCAUUUCAAAAAGUACGGUACAUCGCAUACUAUCUGAAGAUUUGGAUAUGAGAAAGCUGUGUCCAAGAUGGGCGCCGCAUUUGCUCGACCAAAAACAGUGUCGCGAAGAGGUUUCAAUUGAAGAGGUGCCAAUUUUACUUUGCAAACCGUUUUUGCGUUUCAACGCUAUUUUGGCUAACGCAAAAGUUCUUAUCAGGCGCCGCGAAGCGUAUGACCGCGAUGCUUGA